AUGCAGAACAAGCUUGCGCCGAGCGGCGGAAGAGUGAUUUCCGGCUGUCUAAUGUCGAAUUUGACGAGGGAGGGGAGUGAUACGGUGAUUUCGUCGGAGGAUUCUUCGUACCCGGAUGAGCUGGAAUUGGGCCUCGGGUUGAGCCUCGGCGGAGGAAGGGUUAGGGCUAAGCGGGCGCCGCCGCCGGCGGCGGCGGGUGGUGGGGUUGCUUGGGAUCAGUAUACAAGGAUCCUGACGGCUAAGGAUUUUCCUCCGGCGGGCUCUGCUAAAGCUCCGUCCUCGUCCUCAUCGACUUCUUCCUCGUCUGUGACAAAAGCUAACGUUAAUAAUAAUAAUAAUGGCUCCUGUGGCUCGAAAAGGACUGCUGAGUCGCCUUCUUCACCUCCGGGCCGUCCUGCAAUUAGUCAGGUAGUUGGAUGGCCUCCUGUCAGAAACUACAGAGUGAACAGCUUGGCCAACCAAUCAAAAUCACCAGCCGCUGAGGACUUCAUCUUGGCUGCUGAUAAAUGUAAGAGCAAGAAUUCAAUCUCGGACAAGGCUAAUCAUGAUGGAACCACAAACAAUAAUAAUGCAAAGGAAAACGGACCUCCUCGUAAAACUUCGUUGUUUGUGAAGGUGAACAUGGACGGUAUUGCAAUCGGUAGAAAGCUUGAUCUGGGUGCUCAUAGUUGCUAUGAGACUUUAGCCCGUGCACUCGAUGAGAUGUUUAGACCCCGUGCAAUUGUUGUUGCAAGAGUAUCCAAUGUGGUGGAGCAAGUUGUCGUUUCUGGUACAAGACAACCUUUUCGAUUGUUGGAUAGUUCGUCUGAUUUUGUGCUCACCUAUGAAGACAAAGAUGGCGACUGGAUGCUUGUUGGCGAUGUUCCCUGGGAGAUGUUUCUAAACACAGUGAGGAGACUUCGAAUCAUGCGGGCAGCCGAGGCUAAUGGACUUGCUCCCGGGUCCAAUGGAAGAACCAGGAAGCCAUCAACAGCUCCAAUAUAG
Striga hermonthica is the source of this 984-nucleotide messenger RNA. NCBI's taxonomy places the organism in Eukaryota, Viridiplantae, Streptophyta, Magnoliopsida, Lamiales, Orobanchaceae. The record is from the annotation of a GenBank genome assembly.